Messenger RNA from Ipomoea triloba (trilobed morning glory), 690 nucleotides. RefSeq lists its product as uncharacterized. The record is from RefSeq and is a predicted model, not a curated record. NCBI's taxonomy places the organism in Eukaryota, Viridiplantae, Streptophyta, Magnoliopsida, Solanales, Convolvulaceae. The transcript has a single exon. The coding region runs from base 1 to 690 and encodes 229 amino acids.
AUGUCGCCUUAUUUUUUAGAUGCUUCAGAUGCUCCCAGACACGUUCAUGUCACCGAACUCCUUCGUGAUGGCAACUACGGGGAGUGGGUAAACGAUAUGCGUGAUGCAUUGUUUGCUAAAAACAAGAUGGGGUUCGUUGAUGGAUCCAUACCUGUGCCAACACCCGAUUCACCAUAUUUACAACAAUGGAUGCGUUGUAAUGCUAUGGUGAAAGGUUGGUUAAAAAAUGCUAUGGAAAGGGACAUGAGGAAUAGCGUGAGAUACGCUAAUACUGCCAGCGACAUUUGGGUUGAUUUGGAAGAAAGAUUUGGAAAGGGAAGUGCGCCUAGAGCCUUUGAAAUAAGGCGAGCAGUUGUACUCCUACAACAAGAAAAGGCUCCAGUUUCAACAUAUUACACAAAACUUAAGAGCCUUUGGGAUGAGAUGAUGGUCAUCUCACCACUACCAAAGUGUGUAUGUAGGGGAUGCACAUGCAAUAUAUCAAAGCAAUUGGUUGAAAUGAAAGAGAAGGAACAACUAUACGAUUUCUUCAUGGGAUUAGAUGAUGAAUUUGCUGCUGUGAAAUCACAAAUCCUCAGUUCAAAGCCAACACCCAGCAUUGGUCGGGCAUAUCAUAUGACAUCUGAAGAUGAGCAACAAAGAAAAAUCUCAUCCACUCAUAAACCCAUUGUUGAAGCUACCGCAUUAUAG